AUGAGAAAGGGUUUACCAGGACUGGUUUGUCUUGUAUGUGGUGAUACGUCCAGUGGUAAACAUUAUGGUAUCUUAGCUUGUAAUGGUUGUAGUGGAUUCUUCAAGAGAAGUGUAAGACGAAAGUUAAUCUAUCGAUGUCAAGCAGGAACUGGUAUGUGUAAUGUAGAUAAAGCACACAGAAAUCAGUGUCAAGCCUGUAGAUUAAAGAAAUGUAUUACACUUGGUAUGAACAAGGACGCUGUUCAAAAUGAACGUCAACCAAGGAAUACAGCCCAAGUUCGUGAAGAUCAGAUAGAAAGAGAACUAGAACAUCCCAUGUCAGUAAAUAAUGCUACAGUCUCGGCCACUCAUCCUGCUUUCAGUCCUGGAGCUACCCAUAGAUUUAUGGCCAGUCUAAUGACCGCAGAAACUGGUGCCAAGCUAGAACCUGAUGAUAUAGGUAAUGAAGAGAAUAUAGAUGUUACCAGUGUAGAACAAGAACGACCCAGACCACAAACUACCAUAUAUCCAGAACCUAUCUUAUUCCCAGCUGGUCAAGAAACUAUUUAUGAAUGUUCCGCUCGACUCUUGUUUAUGGCUGUCAAAUGGUCAAAAAAUCUACCAUCAUUUUCAAAUUUACCAUUCCGAGAUCAGGUGAUAUUACUGGAAGAAGCCUGGAGCGAGUUAUUUUUAUUGUGUGCUAUACAAUGGUCGAUGCCCAUGGAAGCUUGUCCUUUAUUUCUACUUCCUGAUCAUGGUCAUUCUACACAAUCUGGAAAAGUUUCCCCAUACAGUGACAUGCGCGUUUUACAGGAAGUGACGAAUAGAUUUAAAGCCGUCUGUGUAGACCCGGCAGAGUUUGCUUGUCUGAAAGCCAUCGUUCUCUUCAAACCAGAAACUCGUGGUUUAAAAGAUCCAUCGCAAGUUGAAAAUCUACAAGACCAAGCACAGGUUAUGUUGGGACAACAUAUAAGAGCUCAACAUCCUACACGACCUUUCCGAUUUGGUCGACUUUUGUUAACAUUACCAGCUUUGAGAUAUAUACCGGUCGACAGAAUAGAGAGGUUGUUCUUUGGAAGAACUAUUGGUAGCAUGCCCAUGGAAAAACUCUUAUGUGAUAUGUUUAAAAGCUAA
This is a messenger RNA of Lottia gigantea (owl limpet), 1113 nucleotides long. RefSeq lists its product as hypothetical. The record is from RefSeq and is a predicted model, not a curated record. NCBI's taxonomy places the organism in Eukaryota, Metazoa, Mollusca, Gastropoda, Lottiidae. Gene Ontology annotation, biological process: positive regulation of transcription by RNA polymerase II; anatomical structure development; cell differentiation. The transcript has 7 exons. Gene Ontology annotation, molecular function: RNA polymerase II cis-regulatory region sequence-specific DNA binding; nuclear receptor activity; zinc ion binding. The coding region runs from base 1 to 1113 and encodes 370 amino acids.